UGAAGCAGGGAGCAGGAUUAGAGCUCACACCAGCUAUCAGAGGAGCAUAGAUAAAAGGAACUGCUCCUUAACCACCACUGCAGCAGCUCUUGUUAUGUUCUUUAUUAUUAUUUUUUUUCCCCUUUUUCUUUUUCCACACAACAGUUGUACCUCAUUAUCCCGUGCCUGGCUGGAUUUUUUUUUUUUUUGAGGGUUUGAAGUUUCUGUGCUUCAGUGACUGUUCCAGAAGAAGAGGUGCUAGUGUUGCCAUGAGGUCUUGAUUGUCAGCAUUUAUGAAUGAAACUGACCUAAAUCACCUGUUACCUCCAGUUUCCAGAUUCUUUGAACUUCUUUGGCCGCACAAUACAGGAAGGAAGAAGACUAAAGCAGCAGAGAGAACGGCAGCUCCUGCAACAUGGGCUGGUUCACUGGGAUUGUCUGUCUGUUCUGGGGAGUAUUACUUACAGCAAGAGCAAACUAUCAAAAUGGAAAGAACAAUGUACCAAGGCUGAAACUGUCCUACAAAGAAAUGUUGGAAUCCAACAAUCUGAUCACUUUCAAUGGGUUGGCCAACAGCUCCAACUACCAUACUUUUCUUUUGGACGAGGAACGGAGUAGACUGUAUGUUGGAGCAAAGGACCACAUAUUUUCUUUCAACCUGGUUAAUAUAAAGGAUUUUCAAAAGAUUGUAUGGCCAGUAUCUUAUACCAGAAGAGAUGAAUGUAAGUGGGCUGGAAAAGAUAUCUUGAAAGAAUGUGCUAAUUUCAUUAAGGUCCUGAAGGCUUAUAAUCAAACUCACUUGUACGCCUGUGGAACUGGAGCUUUUCAUCCAGUUUGCACCUAUAUUGAAGUUGGACAUCAUCCUGAGGACAACAUUUUUAAACUGGAGGACUCACACUUUGAAAACGGCCGCGGAAAGAGUCCCUAUGACCCUAAACUUCUUACAGCAUCCCUUCUAAUAGAUGGAGAAUUAUACUCUGGAACUGCAGCUGAUUUCAUGGGGCGGGACUUCGCCAUCUUCCGCACACUGGGACACCAUCACCCAAUCAGGACUGAGCAGCAUGAUUCCAGAUGGCUCAACGAUCCAAGAUUCAUCAGUGCCCACCUCAUUCCCGAGAGUGACAACCCUGAAGAUGACAAAGUAUAUUUUUUCUUCCGUGAAAAUGCAAUUGAUGGAGAACAUUCUGGAAAAGCUACUCAUGCUAGAGUAGGUCAGAUAUGCAAGAAUGACUUUGGAGGACACAGGAGCCUGGUGAAUAAAUGGACCACCUUUCUUAAAGCCAGGUUGGUUUGCUCUGUGCCAGGUCCCAAUGGCAUUGACACCCACUUUGAUGAACUACAGGAUGUAUUCCUAAUGAACUCUAAAGAUCCCAAAAAUCCAAUUGUCUAUGCAGUGUUUACAACAUCAAGCAACAUCUUUAAGGGGUCAGCCGUGUGUAUGUACAGCAUGAGUGAUGUGCGGAGGGUUUUCCUUGGCCCAUAUGCUCACAGAGAUGGUCCCAACUAUCAGUGGGUGCCAUAUCAAGGCCGAGUCCCCUAUCCAAGGCCAGGAACUUGUCCCAGUAAAACAUUUGGUGGGUUUGACUCAACAAAGGAUCUUCCUGAUGAUGUUAUAACUUUUGCACGAAGUCACCCUGCUAUGUAUAAUCCAGUUUUUCCUAUUAACAACCGCCCAAUAAUGAUCAAAACAGAUGUCAAUUAUCAGUUCACACAAAUUGUGGUAGAUCGAGUGGAUGCAGAGGAUGGCCAGUAUGAUGUCAUGUUUAUUGGAACAGAUAUUGGAACCGUUCUUAAAGUAGUCUCAAUUCCUAAGGAGACAUGGCAUGAUUUAGAAGAAGUUCUGCUUGAAGAAAUGACAGUUUUUCGGGAACCAACUACUAUCUCAGCAAUGGAACUAUCCACUAAGCAGCAACAAUUAUAUAUUGGUUCCACCGCUGGGGUAGCCCAGCUCCCUCUGCACCGGUGUGAUGUUUAUGGCAAAGCCUGUGCUGAGUGCUGCCUGGCCCAGGACCCCUACUGUGCUUGGGAUGGCUCCUCAUGCUCCCGCUACUUUCCCACUGCAAAAAGACGUACAAGACGGCAAGAUAUAAGAAAUGGAGACCCACUCACUCACUGUUCAGAUUUACAACACCAUGAUAAUCACAAUGGCCAUAGCCUGGAGGAGAGAAUUAUCUAUGGAGUAGAGAACAGUAGCACAUUUCUGGAAUGCAGUCCAAAGUCUCAGCGAGCUCUGGUUUACUGGCAAUUCCAGAGGCGAAAUGAAGAAAGAAAAGAAGAGAUCAGAGUGGACGAUCAUAUCAUCAGGACAGAACAAGGACUGCUGCUACGCAGUCUGCAGCGGAAGGAUUCUGGCAAAUACUUGUGCCAUGCAGUGGAGCACGGGUUCAUGCAAACACUUCUUAAAGUGACCCUGGAAGUCAUUGACACAGAACAUUUGGAAGAACUUCUUCACAGAGAUGACGAUGGAGAUGGCUCUAAGACCAAAGAAUUGUCCAACAGCAUGACACCUAGCCAAAAGGUCUGGUACAGAGACUUCAUGCAGCUCAUUAACCACCCCAAUCUGAACACAAUGGAUGAGUUCUGUGAACAAGUUUGGAAAAGGGACCGAAAACAACGUCGACAGCGACCAGGACAUUCUCAAGGGAACAGUAACAAAUGGAAGCACUUGCAGGAAAAUAAGAAAGGUAGAAACAGGAGGACCCACGAAUUUGAGAGGGCACCCAGGAGUGUCUAAGACCCAUUACCUUUGGAAACCUCAAACAAGUAGAAACUUCCCUAGACAAUAACUGGAAAUAAAAUGCAAUAUACAUUAACUUGUUUUUCAUGGCAUUAUGUGGAUGUUUACAAUGGUGGGAAAUUCAACUGAGUUCCACCACUUAUAAAUUAAGUCCAUGAGUUACUUUCUUACCAGGCUUUCUUCUUAAUUCCAACACCUAAUAGAGAACACAAGUGAGCCCAAAAGUUUGCUUCAGCAGACUUCAUGUUUCCUGGGAGAUCUCAUUGUACAGGUUUCAUGUUCUUCUUUGCCUGAGAAUUAAAAAUGUCAUUUGCCAUAUUGACAUGGAAAAUAAAAAGAAACUGCAUCAGCAAAGACAUUUUAUUGAACUAAAUUUCAAAAUAACUGCAUGGAUAUAGUAACUGAUGAAUAUUCCCAAAUGUGGUUGGAUUCAAGGAUAUUUUUGUCUACCAGCACUCGUGUUUGUAUGUACUGGAGGAGUAAAUAAGUAAAAUUAUACUGAAUGAAAUGGUAUGUGGAAAUACUGAAAAGCAAAACAAACAAACAAAAAACAACCCAUAAACUAUCCAUCAUGCAGAAGAAAAAAAUGGAAUAUACACUGAUCUACUACUGAUAUCUUCUUUCAGCUUUGACCUAAAGAUGUAUUUUAUUAAAACCAUAAUUUAAAUGUACCAUGACAAAUUGCAGUAAAAAUUAGUUGUUUUCUAAGCUAGAGUAGGUUUCUUACAGUUAUCGUGCUAUAUAGUUUGUUUUAAAAAAUUCCAAUUGUGUGCUGCUUUUUUUCCUCCCACACUUUUGUUGUCAGUUCUGUAGGAGGGAUAACUGAUAUUUCUCUAGAGACAUAUCUACAUCAUUAACUUUUAAUUCCUCAAAUAAAGAUAAAAAUGAUACUUUAUUUCUCUGAUGAAAUCAAACAAAAGGAAGCUCUUCACAUCUCCCCUUCUUCAAGUAUUAUCUAAGUUAAUUCUAACUUGUGUGAUGUUCUUAGAAAACUGGAGAAAUAAGACAGCAUAAAAGGAAAGAAAAAUUGAUCCUUUGAUACAUUUUGUGAUAUGUAGAGAAUAAAUGAAAAGAAAGUAAGACUACAUAUUUCCUCAAAAUAAUAAGCAUUGUCUUCAUAUAGUAUUAACAGAAAACAUUUCUUGAUUAUGUGCUUGAAAUCUCGCAUGGUGUUUGAGACAUAAAACCUCUGUAAUAACUCCAUUAGGAAUUAUUUCAGUCACUAUAGGAUUUUGGAAAUGAGAAAGAAAGCAAACCUAUACAAAACAAUGUUAUAAAAUCAAAUUCUCCAACUAUUUCUUUCUGAGUCAGCUGCUUCUUAUCUCACAUUGUUGAGCAAA
Molecule: messenger RNA, 4056 nt
Organism: Perognathus longimembris pacificus (Pacific pocket mouse)
Lineage: Eukaryota; Metazoa; Chordata; Mammalia; Rodentia; Heteromyidae
Gene: Sema3a
Product: semaphorin 3A
Exons: 17
Coding region: 395-2713 (772 amino acids)
Biological process (GO): negative chemotaxis; negative regulation of axon extension involved in axon guidance; semaphorin-plexin signaling pathway
Molecular function (GO): chemorepellent activity; neuropilin binding; semaphorin receptor binding
Source: RefSeq, a predicted model, not a curated record